ASAGUUUUCCAAAGCCUUCCUGCUGUGUGUGGCAGCAACUGUCAYGUCAAGGCAGCUGAUUGCAGACUCUGCCUAAUGAACGUGGGCAGCAGGUGACAGCUGCUCCGUUGCUUUGGCACUGCUUCCAGAGCCAUUCCACACUGGUAGGUGGCCACGCUAUUUUGGAUGURUGAAAGCACUUGCAAGGCUUGGAAACAUCCAGCUCGUUCCUUGACAGUUCAGGUGGAAAUAAAUUGUCUUGACAGAAGGUAAAUGGGAAAAAAAAACCCUUCAUUAUUCAUUUUUCUAGGAAGCUGGUUAAGUGGUGAUCUCAGAGCAUCACAGAAUCCCACAACAGUUUGGGUGGGAUCUUAAACAUCAUCUGGUUCCAAGCUCGUGCCAUGGGCAGGGACACCUUCCACUAGCCCACGCUGCUUCAACCUGGCUUUGAACACUUCCAGGUUCUCUGGAUCUUUAAGGAUGUCUUAGGAAGCGGAAGGGAGACAAAGGCAAUAGAAUGGCUAAAUAAGACUCUGCCUGGAAACAGGGCGAGUGCAAUUCCUUUUCCCGUGCAGGCAAAGUGGUUCCUCCAGCUGCCAGGACACAAUGAAAGCCCACAACAGAUAAGGGAACAUCAAGUGGGAAAUUAGGAGUCUAAUUAGUGUCUUAGGAGCCACAUGAGCAAAAUGACCUUUGGGUACUGGCAGCAGCAGCAUCUGAGAAAGCACUGAUGGUAUCAGCCCUCAGCGGGGAUUCUUCCAAGCACCAUCCACCAGCCCCAGGAAUUUGCUGGGCUGGAUGGAAGCUUCUGCAUGAGACUCAUGCAGAUGAAUCACCCACACAAACCUGAAGCCCCACCUCGCACUGGGACUGGAAUUUAAAACAGACAGGAGAUUAUUUGCAGCCUUGUUUGAGAGCUCUGCUGACACGAGGAGCCCUCGGAGCGGCAGGAGGGAGAACAGCCGGAUCCAGGUGGGCUCCAAGCACGUGCUCCCGGGAGCCUGAGCGUGGGCUGAGGCUUUGCCACUCCACACRCCUACUUCCUGCAAUCCUGGCAAUUACCAGUCCAGUAAAACCCAGUUUCUGACGUGGCUGACUCAGCAAGGGCUCGGCUCAAAACAAACACAUCCACACAGGGAGCCGCAGCCCGGGAAGCAGCGCUGGGUGGCACACGAAGGGACGGCAGCCGGCGAAUUUUGGCUCUGCAGAUCCAACCUGGCUGAAUUCCUGAACUUCUGGCUGAGAAGUCCCUGGACUUGCUUCUUCGUCCUGGUGAGCCUGGCAGGCCUGGUUCUCCGAGCGCUCCAGCAGCUUCUCCUCCCGCUCCUGCACUCCAGGCCGCUCCAGCACGGCGUAAGUCUUCUUUGCACCCGAUUUUCCCAGCGUUGCCUGUUGUGUCGUCGCUCUUCACGUCUCCCUUCGCCUGUAUUCCCUGGGUUCCUUCGGCGGGACUGASUCACCGUCUCGUUCCCAACCACCCACGGCGCUUCUCCGCCAGUGCCCCUCUGCAGAAGGUGCCCGGUUGCCAUGGCACCCGAGUGCCCUUCUGUUCUAGAUGCCAGAUUAGAUCUGUUCUCAUGGUGACUGUGCCUCUGUCGUUCCCCACCAGCCCGGAGCCGCGGCACWCGUUUAACGAGCUCGCUUGCUCACCACCGCUCCUCUCCGCUCUGACAGGAGACUCCUGAGAUCCAACCCGAGCCAAGCACUCCCUGCCACGGCGUGGAGUUUGCAUUUCCUGCACUACCAGCCUCUCUGCUUUCCCUGCAGCUCCKCGAACGGAGCAGGAAGGGGCUGUUCCCGUCGCACGGCUCGCUGCUGAUCCCUCCUGAUCCCAGCCUGUGAGGAGUCAGCAUUCCUGCUCCUCGCUGCCUCCCUCGGCAUGGAUACCUGGCGCAGGGGGUCCCUCAAAUCCACCACCUUCUUCCGACGCUUCUCCCUCAGGAGGCACAAAAAGCUGGGCAACCAAGUCAUCAUCCUGAACCAGAACAGCCACACUCUGGACACGGAUGGCCAGAAGAGGGAUCUGAAGGACAAGUCUGAGUAUCUGUCCUGUCAGAGCGAGCAGAACCUGGCCAAGGCACAAGCCCCUCCCAAGCCACCCCGGCUGUACCUGGACAGUUCCAGCUGCCCCAACAUCAUCGAUCGCACGGAUUCCCACUCCGACCUCUCCUUCUCCGACGCUGCUCCGUACCACAAAGCCACUCCCACGCACAAGGACCAGGCUGAGGACCACAGCACCGCAGGGGCAGGUCUCCAGAACAGCACCACUCUUCCCGACCUGGCCGACCCCUUCCUGUCCUUCAAAGUGGAUUUGGGGCUAUCACUCCUUGAGGAUGUCCUGCAGACCCUCAGGAAACAGAACCCCCGGGAUUACGCCAUUUGAAGGUAUUUCUUGUCCGUCACAUCCCGGUUACUCACUGCUGCUGCCGGCUCCUCCGAUCCUGGCGGGAGGAAGGAUGCUGGAGCACRCCUGUUGUGUGUGGCCUGUUUUGUUGUCCUCACCUCACCCAGCACAAACCAUCCCAGUCCUUGCCAAGGAAUCCUCUGGCUGUGUGCUCGGGUGAGAGCACUCUCUGCUGUCUCGUGGGCAACUUUCCACUCUCCACCCCGGGAAUUUCCCACUCCGGACUGCACAUCCCCUCCUCAGGGAAGACUGGCACUGUUUGGGAGAGACUUUUUGUUUUGGGGAUGUGACACUGCGGGGCAGGGACACACRGGGAUUUGGCACUGCUCACUGGUGGGACAGCAGGAAGCCUGCAAGGAGCCAGCAGCACUGCACCCCAAAGCCAAAGCUCAGAUGGCCGAGAGAUGGGACCUGGGGCUUCUCCUCCCACCAUGAUUGGAUGUGAAAGCUCAAAGCUGUUCCUGCGUUUUUUUCUCCUCCUCCUUGUGGGUUUCUUUUCCCCUAACUCCAGUGCAGGUGUCACUCCCAGCCUGGAAACAGGUAAGCAUCCAUGUAGGCUCCUGACACAGCACCAGCAGUGGAUUUAUCCUCCUGGCAGGAGAAGAGAUGUCUCYGACCCUGCUGCCUCACGCAUGCACUGAGCUCCCAGCUGUACAGACAUGGAAGAAUAAAUGUAUCUGUGACUGGAAGUGUCUGGUUGCCUCAUUUCACUGGGAAAAGGCACAGAAAUCCCAGGCACCAGGAGCAUAGGGUAUCUGAGGUGGCCCAGAUCCACCCUUCCUGGCACUGCAGGGUUUUAUGAGGGGUGGGAACCRGUGUGGCUCUGCUUUCCUGGGCUGGGGGCAUGACAGAGUUGCUGGGAC
This is a messenger RNA of Malurus melanocephalus (red-backed fairy wren), 3246 nucleotides long. RefSeq names its product chromosome unknown C15orf62 homolog (gene CUNH15orf62). Lineage: Eukaryota; Metazoa; Chordata; Aves; Passeriformes; Maluridae. The record is from RefSeq and is a predicted model, not a curated record. The coding region runs from base 1859 to 2362 and encodes 167 amino acids. The transcript has a single exon.